This is a messenger RNA of Mytilus californianus (California mussel), 6194 nucleotides long. RefSeq lists its product as uncharacterized. NCBI's taxonomy places the organism in Eukaryota, Metazoa, Mollusca, Bivalvia, Mytilida, Mytilidae. The record is from RefSeq and is a predicted model, not a curated record. The coding region runs from base 63 to 2273 and encodes 736 amino acids. The transcript has 14 exons.
UCGAGGACCAGCUUAACUUCCUGUGUAAACAAAUACUUGUUAUUUUUUUUGGACAAGACAAGAUGAAAGCAGUUUUAUUAACUAUAAUUGCUGUAGUAUUGAGCUGUAACAGUUACAGAACAGAUGCUGACGAUGUCAAGAAAGUCCACAUCAUAUUUAUGAAUCAUUUAGAUGUAGGAUAUGAUGGGUUGCUGCCAGAAGAAUUGGGCUUUAUCAACAAUGUCCUCAAUAAAUAUUUUGUGGAGUAUUUCCCAAGAGCCAUCACAUUAUCAGAACAACUAAGGAUACUGGGUUAUUAUGAGAAGUUUAUAUACACAACCCAUCCCUGGCUCGUGUCGCUUUACUUGAACUGUCCACCUAAUCUGAUUUUAUCUGGUAUAAAGUUAAAGUGUCCAAAUGCAACUGAAAUAAGCACAUUUGUAAAUGCUGUGAAGCGAGGAGACAUCACAUGGCAUGCUGGACCAAUGAAUAUGCAGUUUGAGGUUAUGGAUGUUGAACUUGCUAGAUUUGGGAUCAAGCUGAGUAAGGAUUUGGAUGACAAAAUGAACAUUGUCAGGAAAUUCAGAACACUAAGCCAAAGAGAUGUUCCAGCAAUGACACAGGGGAUUGUGCCUAUUUUAGAAGAGGAGGGUGUGGCAGCCAUCAGUGUUGGUGUCAAUACAGUAACAGCCCCUCCUGCUGUCCCUCCAAUUUUCAGAUGGAAAUUUCAGAACUCCUCUGUAAUUGGAAUAUGGCAUCCAGGUGGCUACCCUGACAACCCUGGAAAAAUACCAGCUAUACCUGGAGGGUUGUCUAGACGUGAUUGUGCAACAUUCCCUGGCUUUGACCAUGCACUUUGCUUUGGUUUCAGAACAGAUAACAGUGGACCACCAAUUAACAUAACUGAAGUAUUAUUAUACUAUGAGAUAGCCAGAUCACAGUUUCCUGGAGCUGAUGUACAGGCAACAACAUUUGAAGACUUUGUUGAAGCUCUUCAGCCAAUCAAAGAUAAGCUUCCUGUGAUUGAUAAAGAAUUUGGAGAUACGUGGAUAGAAGGAACAGGAUCAGAUCCCAGGAAAGUUGCUGAGAUGAGGGCUUUGAUGAGAGCUAGAUCUAAAUGUCUAGAAAUAGAAACUGGUUGUUCAAUGUCAGAUAGUAGAUUAUACAAUUCUAGUGUAUUGAUGUUAAAGUUGGGAGAACAUACAUGGGGUCUGAGUAGUGUGUUUGACAGUGUACAUUGGUCAAAUGAUAAAUUUUAUGCCAUGCUGGACAACAAAAAGAAAAAUAUAAAUUUAACAAAUGGUGUAUUAUCGUGGCAAGAACAGAGAAACUUCAGUUAUAUGGCAAUAGAUGCCCUUGGAUCACACACCUUAGCUACUCAGAUGAAAUAUGAAUUAUCACAGAUUUAUGCCAGAAAACCAGAUAUAACUGGAUUAAUGAAGGUUAAGGACAUGUUAGCAGCACAAGAAUGUACAAAUGGUUUCUCCCUUCAGUUUGACAAUGAAGGAACUAUAAUAAGUCUGAGGGACCCAAUUACUAAGAGGGAUUGGGCAUCUGCAUCUAAUCCAAUAGGCAGAUUUGCAUACCAGUCUUUAAACCAAUCAGAUUUUGACUACUUUAAUGGCAGCUAUCCAUAUUCUAAACAUUUUCAAUUGGGAAUUGGAAAACCUAAUAUGUCAGCAAAUGCAAAACCAGAGAGUAAAAUAUGGAAGUUAAAAAUGACAGAUCUCUUCAAAGGUUCAAAAUGUAACUUUGUGAUGAUGGCAACCUUUGUGGACCAUUCCUGUAUGUCUGAGUAUGGCUGUCCUGUAUCUAUAACUGUAGAAUAUAAAGCUGAAAUCAACCAAAAUACUGGCCUAGGUGGCGUUGACAUUACCUUACAGUGGUUUAAGAAAGCACCGACUAGAUUACCAGAAUCUAUAUACUUUGUAUUCCAACCAGUACAGAAUACAGACAUGUCAUGGAAACUUCACAAACUGGGACAGAUGAUUGAUCCAUUAAAUGUUAUACUGAAUGGCAGUCAGAGGCAGCAUGCUGUAGACAAAGGAGUAUACUACACUGACAAUAAUUGUAAAGGACUUGAGAUUUUAUCUUAUGAUGUAGCACUGGUUAAUGUACUGACUCCACAACAUUAUGUUAGUCCUAUUCCACUCCCAUUAAAACCAUUAAAUGAGGUCAAUGGAAUGGCAUUUAACUUGUAUAACAAUAUUUGGGAUGUUAAUUGGAUAUUCUGGUAUCCUUUUGAAAAGAGAGAUCUUGACCAAAAAUUCAGAUUUAGAAUCAAUAUUUCUUAGAUUAAAGUUAAUUGUUUAACAAGCUUCUUUCUUUUUUCAGCAAUUCCAUGUUUUUUAUAUCUUUUUUUAUACUGUAAAUUCAGAAAUAAUUGCCAGGUUUUUAUUAUUGCGAAUAAUGCGACUGGGUUAGGAUCGCAUUAAUAAGAAAUCGCAUUCUGAUAUCUAGUACAUAUGUCUUUAUGCAGAUUUUCUUGAAAUCGCAAUAAUUAAUCUCGCAUUUUUGUCGAUUCUUCAAAAAUUGCAAUAAUAAAUGCAUGCAAUAAUUUCUGAAUUUACAGUAUAUAAUAUUUUUCUCUUUAUUGAAUUUGUUAUUCUCUUGAUCUGUGAAAUUAAAACCUCUAAAUUAUGUCUUAGACAAACAGUAAACAUUUUUUUCCUUUAGGAAAAAUAUGAAAUAGAACAUGGCAUUAUUCUAUAUACAAAUGAUAUAUUCUUUGUAAUCCAUGAAAUCCAUGACAAUUGGUAUCUCUAUUUGUGCUGUUGUUUACAUUGUUUUUGUAUUUAAGUAAAAAAAAUAUUUUUAUACAAAUAUUUAAUGUAUAUGUUAAAAUAUGUAAUGUUUGUUUUAAAUGUUUCAAAACUUGUGUAAGAUAUCAGGGUGGAUCUAGGAUUAAAAGGGGGAAGGUGUGCAAAGCGCCUCCUCUGGCUUUGCCCUGUUUAGUUUUGAAUGUCAUCUGGAUUUUGACUCACUUGGACUAUGAAUUAAGCAUUUUACUUUACAAGCCAUAUGUAAUUUAUGCAAAUGUUAAACACAUGUUUAAACUUAUGUUUUCAAUGUUUUAAACAGAAACUAAAACAUUCCAAAUGUUACGUAAAAUUGUUUUCCUGUUGAUUUUUGAAAUCGAUGUGAAUUGUCUUUGUGCUUUGUAUUUCCUCUAGUUAAAAUGAUGGAUUGAUUGAUUAUCUGGUGUUUAACACCUCUUUCAGCACUAUUGGAUAGUUAAAAUGAAUUGUGUUACUUAAUGGUAUGAAACUUGAAACUCAAAGACUUUUACUUAGAUAUUUAGAAUGAUUUAUUGUUUUGAAUCUUAGUUGGAUGAUUUUUGUUUUUAACCACAAAGUUGUUAAUGUAUCUGCAUGACAAUUUUUUAAGUACACAUACACCUAAGAGUCUGAAUGGCAGUUCCUUGAUGUAGAAAACAAGUUUUCCCUGUAUUUAUUAUUUUUAGCCUUAAUAAAUAAUUAAAUUUCAAAAUUUUACAUUUUGUAAAGAAGUAAGUAGUUCAAAAAUACAUGCAUAUAUAUGAUAUAUGUUAUUGUAGAAUAUUUUAGAAUUGUUUUGAAAAGGGUGAUACCUCAUGGAAACUGUUUGAAAAUUUUAUGGCUAUGUACAUGAAAUGGAUACUCCAAUGCUAAAGAUCAAAAUUUGGAAAAACACUUAUAUUCUAUUUUAUAUUUUUAUGAGGUUAUGAAUUUUAUCAGUUUACCUUCUGAUAAGAAGUGUGUGCCUGUUUCUAUGUAGAGUUGUACUUAACUAUAUGUAUUGUUAACUUUUUUUUAUGAAUCACCUUUGCAUUAUGUAAAUUGCAGAUCUGGAAAUAUAUCUCUUAUUGUUAUUUUUAUUACGAUAAGGUUCCAAUUAUUAAAUGAAAAUUUUUAAUGAAUUUAAAAAUCAUAAAAGAGAGAAAACAGUUUAAACAGAAAUCUUAAUUUAAGUGUGAAAUGAUAUGAUACAAGCAUUGCUCACAUAUAGUUCAUUCUGUUAGCAACACUUAAGUGCCAGUCUUUGUAAGAAUCAGGCAAUUUAGAAGAAUUUUAAAGCAUGGCCGAAAAAAACCCACCGACCUUAACUAUCCUAUUUUGAAGUUACCCUCAUCCCGAGUUAGAAACGGUAGGUAUUUCGUUACUGCAUGUCUGAUAAUACGAGUGAUAUCCAGAUAAAUUUUGGUUAGACUGAUAGCAAAUUAUGGAGUUAUCUCCCCUUAAUUGUUAAUUUCUAGUGCAUUUCAACCAAAUUAUAUCUUGAAAUACCAGAACAGUUAAAGGAAACGAAUGUUUUUUUUCGUGUACCAUUAUACAUUCUGAACUAAAAUUAAUGUUAGCAUCGCUUAAAACUUAAUCUGAUAUAAAUUUUGAAAAUAAGAUAAAAUAUAGGUUGACUUUCCAUAUUUAACUGAAAGAAAAACUAAUCAAAAAUUUUAAAACAUCAAUUAAAGGCAGUUUCAAAACACAAGUAGAGUAACUAGAUAUUAAAAUAGUUUUUUUCUUUUAUCUGCAUUGCUAUAUUGGCUCAAUUGCUUUAUUCUUAUGAACUUAACAUACCUUUGGUUAUAUCCAUUACAGUGUUUAAAGAAUACAUUCUAUGUAUCCAGAUUUUAAAACAAAAAUUUUCUAUAUUUGUACUAUGCUUUAUUGAUAUAUGUUAUAGAUAUUAAAUAAUGUGAAAAAAAAUUCAAAUAUUUACAUUUAUCGUAAUUUCUGCUUCUUGCUAUGUCUUGUCUUUUCCCAAAGCAAAGAAAUACCAAUAAAACUAAUAAAAACUUGAAACUACGAGGGAUAAAUAACUUUGGCUGUCAAUUCUGAUGUCUGCUUUCUCUCAGCAUUGGUAGCGUGAAUGAAUGAUCCAUAGUAGAAACUGAUAUGUUUAUUAAACUUGAAUAAUAAUUGUACAAUCUCUGGAACAUCUGAUAUUUGUUUAUAAGCAUGGACAAUGUUCCAACAGCUAUAUAAUUUACAUAGAGGGAAGAACUACUAAAAUAACGUUCUUGUAUUUUCGUAUGGACCAAACUGGAAUAUCCUAAAUUGUAGAAUGCAAAUAAAUCCCAAAGAUGUGAGGCUUACAACUAUCUGCUUACCUAAUUAACUAUUCUGCCUAAACUAAUCUAGUCACAUUAAUUCUUCCAGUUAAGAACUCAUAAGUGUACACUUUUGGGUACAAGCUUAGAAUAUUGACCUAAAGUAAUGUUUGAACAAUACAUUACAAAGUGGGGCCAUAUUUGAUGUUAACUAUACAGCUAACUUACUUAAAAUGAAUUGUACAUUAAUUGCUUUUUAAAAUAUACUGAAAACUAUGAAUAACUUCAAAAUAACUUAUACAAACUCUCAAAAUCAGAGCACACAUUUACAACAACAUGUAUCACACAUAUUCGUCUUGGAAAUUCAAUAUACUCUAUUAGCCAAGAGUAGUAAAAAAUGUAUACAAUAUGAAAUUACUAUGCAAGUAUCUACACAGAGUGUAAUAGAAAAUUGGAUCAAUAUAAUAUAUUUUUCUAGUUUUCCUUUUUGUAUUUUUUUAUAGCAGAAAUUUAAAUAUUUCAGAUUGGCACUACAAUGUUUGUUAAAGAUUUGAUUUCCUAUUGUUUAUGUAUACAAUAUUAUUGUAGCAAAUAAUAUUUAUGAUGUUUUAUAUAUUUUUCUCUUCAACAUUCUGAUUUUUAAGAUCAAAUUAUAAUUCUUAUAGUGUUAUUCCCCCCAUUUUAUCACAAAUAAGAGUUUGAAGUCAUGAAUACCCAAUUUUUCAACCAACAAAAUUUUGACUAAAGAUAUAGUGGGAAAAAAAACAUCCAUUACAUUUAUAAAGUCAAAUGACUGAAGAAACAUUUAGUCUUUCAGAUAAAGAUCAGGAACCUGUAAUUCAGUGGUUGUCGUUUGUUGCUGUGUUUCAUAUUUGUUUUUCGUUCAUUAUUUUGUACAUAAAUUAGGCCGUUAGUUUUCUUGUUUGAAUUGUUUUACAUUUGUCAUUUUGGGGCCUUUUAUAGCUGACUAUGCGGUAUGAGCUUUGCUCAUUGUUGUAGGCCGUACGGUGACCUAUAGUUCUUAAUUUUUGUGUCAUUUGGUCUUUUGUGGAGAGUUGUCUCAUUGGCAAUCAUACCACAUCUUCUUUUUAUAUUAUCAAUAUUAACAUGCAAUGCUGAAUAAAAAUUUAUUGUUACUCCAUAUAAAAAUCAGAAAGUUAUUAAAAAAUAUUCAGAACAUGACAAA